Messenger RNA from Paramecium octaurelia, 1899 nucleotides. The record is from the annotation of a GenBank genome assembly. Lineage: Eukaryota; Ciliophora; Oligohymenophorea; Peniculida; Parameciidae.
AUGCAACAUCAUAUACUGAUUUCUCCAUCCAGAGUGGCUGUUUAAUAAAAAACCCAACUCUCCAAGAACACUUUGAUCUCCCCUCAACGAUUUCCCAAUAGAAAAAUAUCCCAAGGAGUCAUUGAAGAUUUUGUUGUUAAACCAAAUUAUAUUACCAAAACAAAUAAUGGUAGCUUGACUGAAAGAGUAAAUAGUUUACAGAAAUCAUAAAAAUCAGUUUCCAAAGACAAAAUAAGACCAAUAAGCAAAUAAUUGCGAAUCCCGACUGAAAAUUUCUUCCACAUAACAAAAGGUGUUAAUUUACUCUUAACACAGAAAAACUCCAAUCCUUAAUAAUGCAAUAGUCAACAACUUAAACCAAUUCAAGGCUCAAUGACAAGGAGAAAUAGCAUGGAAGAACUAAUUGGGACUACUAUGUACACUGGAAUUGGUAAAUCGCAAUCCCAAGACAAAAUUUAGAAGCAGGAAAUAUCCAUAUAUGUUCACUAUUCAUAAGAUGAAGUUUAGAAUUAUCGGUUCGCUCCCAAUAUCACUACUGACAAAAUAACUAGUCUCUUGAAGUAAAAACAAUAGAAUAACAAUUCAAUAAUUGGGUUCUCAACGGUUGAUGAAAAUUAUACUAUUGAUUACUAUCUAUAACAACCAAAUUUACCUAUGGAUUCUUUUGUCAAUAAAACCAUUAGAUUGAAACCUAUUUACAGUCAAGGCGCUAAAAGAAUUAAUCUAAGCAGUUUUCAAUUCAUUUCUAUUAUUGGUAAGGGUGGAUUCUCAACUGUCAUCUUAGCCAGAUCACUGAUAGAUGGCAAAUUCGUUGCUCUCAAAUUGAUUAACAAAUAAUUCAUUCUAUAGCAUUAAAAGUAAGAUCUAAUAUUGAAUGAGAGAGACAUUCUCAUUCAAAUUACUUAUAGUGGCUCCAUUUUUACUAAUCAAAUCGAAUGUGCUUUCGAAACCAAAAAUUGGAUUGUUUUUGGAAUCGAAUACUGUCCUGGAGGAGAAAUGUUCAAUUACAUCAAAAAACUAUAAAGACUCUCAGAAUAACAAGCCAAAUUUUAUAUCAUUGAAGUUAUCUUAGCCAUAGGAUUCCUACACAAUGAAUAAAUUAUUUAUAGAGACAUUAAACCAGAAAACAUUCUAAUUGAUUCUAGUGGUCACAUACAAUUGGCUGAUUUUGGUUUGGCUAGACCCAAUAUGACCAAAGAAACUUGUGCCUAUUCAUUCUGUGGUUCACCGGAAUACAUGGCUCCUGAAAUGUUUUAAACAACAGGCCACACCUAAUUAGUUGAUUAUUAUUGCUUAGGAUGUCUAUUGUAUGAAUUCGUAACUGGAUUACCUCCCUUCUAUGCUGAAGACAAAAAUAUCAUUUAUGCCAGAUUGCUUAAGGAAUAGGUUGAAUUUCCAGAGUAUCUAAGUACAGAUAUUAAAGAUUUAAUAAGAUAAUUGAUGAUCAAAGACCCUCAUAAGAGAUUAGGUUCUCGCUUUGGAAUCGAUGAAAUCUUUUCACACAGAUGGUUUAGAGAUGUAGAUUUGGUCUCCUUUAUCAAUAAAUAAGUUAAACCUCCAUACAUACCAGAUCUACAAAAAUUGAAUAUCAGACAAAUGAGUCAAAAUGAUAAAUACUUUUUUGAAUAACUUCAAAGAGAACAGAAGUAAAACAUUGCCUUUCAACCAAUGUUCUCUUCUCAGUUUUAUUUUACUAAAGAUCUAGAAAAACAAAAUAAUAAUGUUAUUUUAAACAGAGCAACAAUAGAUAAAUUGGUAAAGAAGACUUUAAAAAAAACUCCAAAGUAAGGUCUAACUAACCUUUAGUUAUAAACAAACUUUGAAAAUCUCCUUAAGCAAACAUUCACCAACAUUAAGUCAAAACCUGAUUCAAGAAAUAAGUAAUAACUUCAAUUUUGA